ACCGUUCGAUUGGCAGUAGUGCAGCGGCAGAGUUCACGUGGAGGUUAUGUACUUAGGUGAUAAUCUAAUCAGUUUCGAAGUCCUUGCGCCAGUACUGCACGGCCGUUCCCCGCUGAUAAACGUUGUCUAUUCCGUUUGUUUGGUCGCUCAGCGAAUUUGAAUUCAAAAUAACAUAUAAAACGUCGAUCAAUGGCCGAACCACCGAUUAAGAAGACGAAAAUGUCGUCGUUGACACAACUCAAGGACUUUACGGUCGUCGUGGCCGACACCGGAGAUUUCGCAAGUAUGUAUGACAUUAUUAUUAAUUAUUGUAUACUGUUUGCGGAACACUUGUUGUACCUACUUGUAGUGUCGCCCGAUAUUAACGGACCGUACCUAUUCUUACUGUCCACAGGUACUUUACGUACCUACUUAACAACACCACCCGAUGUGUAAGCUAUCGAACGAUUUUCAAGUUUCUCAAAACGGUCUCAUUUUAUGACGGUUUUUAUUACGAAUUGUGACCCUAGCGCCUUUCACUUGCCAAACUUCGGGAUAUUUUUAGUACACACCUAGGUUACAGUGCUCUGGAAAUAGGUAGCACCGAUCACAAAAAGUAAAAGUGAACUGACACGAGGGCGCCUAAUGGCCUGAACAUUGUUUGAUUUUCAGUAACGAGUAGAUAUAAUAAAAAAAACUAGCUAUACAAAUAAUACGGACACAUGACUUUCGUGAGCCUAUUACUAAACGAGUAUAAAUUCUGAUUGUCCUUGGAUUUUGUUCGUUUUCUGGUUGGUUUAAUAAUAUCUUACAUUAAUCUAGGUGAAAUAAUACACGUUUGUUGUACCCGUAUUGAAUGAUUACCUACCUGCGUAUCUAUUCAUAUGUCUUUGAACUUUGUAUCGUUUAUUAUUAAUUGCUUAUAUUUUAUACGAUAAAUAUAUCAAAUACCUACCUAUAAAAUGUGUUUAAAGUCGAUUUAGAAAAAUAAUGAAUUGAAAAAAAAAAAAAAUUUAAUCUGAAUUCUGUAAUUACCUAUACAAUUAUUUUAAUUAUCCACAAGAAAUAAUUAAAUCACUUAAAAGUUUAAAACUAAAUAUUAUACAGCGCAUACUUAAAUGUUAAACAGUUAUUGUUCAUAAUUGCCUAUGUAGUUGUUGGAUUGAUUACAGGCAUACAGGUCUAUUAACUGCAAAUACUGAAUAAUGAUUUAAUCUUACAAAUAGGUGCACACACACGCACGCACAUGUUAUGUUACAAAAUUUAAUUUUUCGACCGCUGCUUGUAGGUGGGAAGUUGGGAACGUAGGAUGUAUAAAGUAUUUUAGUUUUUAUACUGAAUGCACUGAUAGAUUGUAAAUAAAAACUGAUUCUGAGCAGAUGUUAAUUAAAGUGUUUCGAUAACUGAAAUUUGUAUUAAUAUGUAACCGCAAUAUAAUUUGCAAUUGUUCUUGAAUUUUCAUCAAGCAUUGAACUUUCAAUGCUUGUAAAUAAAAAAUGAAAAUUAUGACUUCAUAAUUUUUUUUUAAUUUCAAGAUUUUCGAAACUAUAUUUAAAAUAAAAACAAUUAACAGGGAAAAAAAAUACGAUUUUUUCACGAUUUCGGUAUUUUAAAUAAGUACCUACCACGUUUUCUAGCACAAAUAUGGCUUAAAUUGAAAAACGGCAAGAGACUUUUUUUGUUGAAUUAUUAAUCUUGUUUCUAAUGAUGGAGGUCGUUUUUUUGAUUUUCGUAAUAAUAGUUAUAGUAUAAUAGUUCGUAAUUAUAAUUCGUAAUAAGUGUUCAUAAUAAUCGGGAAAAAGCGUAGGAAGGUUGAAAAAAAAUACGGCACUUCAAAUUACGUAUUACAGAACAGCACUUUCGCAGUAAUGGUUUAUCAUUGCUUACAGAUGUAAAUAAAAUAACCUUAUAUAUUCUACCUUACCAAAUUUUCAUCUACAACAGUGGCUGCACCCUUCCCCAGUAUCAGAUCUUUAUGUUAUUGUUAAUAAACCACGUAAAAUAUAAUUAUAAUGUUAUUUCAAUCAUUUGCAUACUAAAGUAACUCAAGGUUGAUAUUUUGGACUUCGUUCGGUGUGUAAUAACAUAAAGCAAUUUUUGGGUUUGGAAGAAAUAGUGGAAAAAUGUUUCUUUUCAUAUGGAUACAAAAUUUAGUUUAUUUAACCUAAUUUUUUUUUAUUUUUUUACCUACAGAAGCCAACAUAAUUUAAAAAAAUCUGAGGGGGGGAGCUGAAUGGUGCAUGGUGGAAUUAAUACAACAAUUAUAACAUCAAAUUAUUGUUAUAAAUUACAGAAUAUUUAAUAAAGUUUUUAAAAAUUCCUUUUUUUCGAUGUAUAUUCUUGGAAUAAUAUCGAUAUCUCCAUACAUAUCUGUCAAUCAAUUAACUUUUAAACAUAACUUUAGAGGAUGUCUAUGAACGCAUUUUAAUUUUAUUAUGUUAAGCAAUUAGCGUCCAAGACUGCAAUUUUUCAAUUACCAUCAAAGAAACAGCCCUUUGGCGUUUUGCUCAAAUAGCUCAUAAAUAUCGAAAAAAAAAUAUUAAUUAGCUUUGAUUUCACCAAAAACGUCUAUAUAUUACACACCGAAUUUAAAAAAAAGUUCAAAAAACCAAUUUUGAAUUACUUUAACAUGCAAGUGAUUGAAAUAACAUUAUAAUUAUGUUUUAUGUGGUUUAUUAACAAUAAAAUAAAAAGUGAGUUUAAUAGGAAAAUUUUGAUUUCGCCAAAAUGUUAAGCAUAUAAUAACUACUAUUUCUAAAAAAAAAAAUUCCAACAAUAUACAUUUUUGGUAUUUUAAACUCGAAAACACGAUUUUUAGAAAAAUUGAGCAUUUUGAAUUUUUUUGACCAUGGAGUUUGAGCGAAUUUUUUGUAGUUACCAUAAAAUUAAUCAUGUAAAAACACACAUUUUGGAAAAAAAAAUUUUAAAUAAUUACUUGGGUGUUAAACUGAAUUUAUGGCAUUUCUGUUUUCUACAGUUAUUUGCACAGAACUACAAUAAAAAAACAAAAUUAAUGGCUUUUUAAAAAAAAACUAUGGUUCCUUAAAGGUACCCGUUUUUCUUUAAUUUGUCCCCUUUAAUGAUAGUACAAAUAAUUAUACUCUCAAAUCGCAUUGUAUCAAUAAAUCAAAUAUUCUGUAAGAUAUAUCUACUAUUUCUGAGUUAGAUGAAGUUGAUGAAUGGUCAAAAACUUGAUUACAGAUAAAAAAUAAAAGCAUAUCAUACUACAACUAACUAAUACAUUCCUCGCUUUACUAAGAAUUUAAAACUAGGGUUUGUGUUAUUCAUAGUUUAUGUGUAUAUGCAUUUCAAAAAUUGUAAGUUUAGCUGUGUUAAAAUUUAGUGAAUAUUGUUUUCAUUAAUUUUUCAAUUAUAAUUAAUCUGUUUUAAAAUCGUUCUAGCCAUGAAAAAGUACCAGCCUACUGAUGCCACAACGAACCCAAGUCUUAUCUUAGCUGCAGCAAAAAUGCCGCAAUAUAAAGAUCUGAUAUCUAAAGCUCUGAAAUUAGCUAUUGCAACUGCAAAGUUAGUAUUUAUUCUAGUUUUUUGUUUUUCAAAUAUAUUUAUUUACAACUCUUUUGAUGUUUUGUACAUAGGUAUAACAUAUAAAAAUUAAGACAUUUAUAUUUAUUAUGCAUUUAAUCAUGUAAUUUCAAAUACAUUAUGCACACUAGAUUACUUUAUUUUCUAUGUACUUAUUGUGUUAUAUUAUUUUAAAAUAAAUUACAAUUAUUCUUAUGAUAGGACAGUCGAAGAACAAACAGAAGAAGCCAUGGACAAUCUCGUUGUAUUGUUCGGUACAGAAAUUUUAUCACUAAUUCCAGGACGAGUGUCUACUGAAGUUGAUGCUAGGUAAUAAUACAUUACUAUUUAUAAUGUAAAUAAUAACUGUUUUUAUUGAUUUUAGAUUAUCGUUUGACAAAGAAGCUAGUAUUGCUAAAGCUAUUAAGUACAUUAAAAUGUAUGAAAAAGCUGGAAUCAGCAAAGACCGUAUAUUAAUUAAAUUAGCUUCUACAUGGGAAGGUAUUCAAGCAGCUAAGUUAGUAUUUAAUAUUUUACUAGUUUUCAGGCUUUUUUUCUAAAUUAAAAAUAUUCAUAUAUCAAAUUAUUUUUAAGAGUUUUGGAACAACAGCAUGGUAUUCAUUGCAAUUUGACUUUGUUGUUUUCUCUUUACCAAGCCAUAGCAUGUGCUGAAUCUGAUGUCACAUUAAUAUCCCCAUUUGUUGGACGUAUUUUAGACUGGUAAAUUGUUAAGACAUUACUUACUUAAUAUAUUAAUUUUAUUUAAUUAUGAACAUUUUUGAAGUAUUUUAACGUUUUAUUUGUUAGGCAUGUGGCAAAUACUAACAAGAAAAGUUUUGAGCCAUUAGACGAUCCCGGUGUCAAAUCAGUGACAAACAUUUACAAUUAUUUUAAGAAAUUCAACUAUAAAACUGUCGUGAUGGGCGCAUCAUUCCGUAAUAUUGGUAAAUGAACAUUUUUACUACAAAUUUGAAUAUUUGCAUAUUGAAUUACAUAGGGUUUAAAGUUUAGACCUUAUAAAUAAACAUCCAGAAAUGAGUAAUAUACUUCAAAAUGAAUAUCUAAAUAUUUAUUUUUAGAUGAAUUAAUUUUAGAUACAUUUUAGAUUCUAGAUACUAGAUGCUACAUAUUUAUGUAACAAGUAUUGUAAUACAAAAUACUCUAUACUUCAUAUAUUAAAAUUAAAUGAUAAUUCAAAUUUUCACCCAAUCACUAUUUACAAUAUUUAAAAUAUAGUGGAAGAUUGAUGGUGAUUAUAGGUAAGAUACUUAAAAACAGGUAUUUAGAUAUUGGACAUAUUGAUUUCAGUAUAUUAAAAAACAAGAUGUUAAAUAUUUUUCAGAAUCAUAUUGUAAUACAAGAUACAAUUAUGUCUCAGAUAUGUGUUUAAAAAAUUUGUUCAGAAGACAUGGCCCAAUUCUAGAAACAACAAAUAAUUUAUUGGCUUAUAAAUCCUAUAUUUCAAAAAUAGAAACUGCUAUGAUUGAAUUUUUGUAAAAUUGAUCUGAUUUGCACGUUUUUGAUUUUCAUAUAAAUCUAAAUGUCUAUUCUCUUGGUAUUUUUCUAUUUCCAAUUUACUUUGAUUGUAAUAAAUGUCAUGAUAUUUAAAAUUCUUCUGUAAAUUUAAAAGUUAAUAUAUUUUUAUUUUGAUGUCAAAUUAUUUAAAUCCAUACAGUUUAGAAGAUUGUGUUAGAAAUUGUUAUUAUUGAUCAUAAAUAAUUAGCUCUGUGUAGUUUCAAAUUCAAUUUGAUUGUUAUAUAUGUUUUUCUAAGUUUUAUAUAAAUUCAUGGAUUCUAUACUUAUAACUAAGGCCCAUAUUUCAAUGCAAAAUGCAUAUUUUUUUGAUUAAUAUUGGAUGAUGUUUUCUAAGUACAUAAUUUGAUUCAUAUAACAGAGACUUAAAAAGUGAAACUUUUAUUUUGAAUUUUUUACCAUUUUUCGGUCAUUUUGCUUUUGUUUUAUUGCAUAUUUAUACAAUAUACGAGUAUAAUAAUAUUAUUACCUAUACAGUAUUUGUACAUAAUAGUACUAUUAAAUAACCUUGUUAUAUUUAAUUAUCUAUGAUACAGUUUAAUAAUUAAAAAUAUUACCCAUGUUUUUCGAGUUUUCCACUUAACCAAUGAAAUACAACCUUACAGUCAUAAGUCAAAUUUUUCAAUUUUUUUUUAAUAAAAUAAAAAUAUUAUAAAUUACCCAAUAAAACAAUAAAUGAAAAAAAUUAAAUUUUAGUUUUUAAGAACAUUUCCUCAGUAAAAUACAGUUUUUAAAGGCAUUUUUAGCUUUUUUUUAUUGAGAAUUUUUUGAUUAUUUUUAAUGUAUUUAAAUCCAGGUCUUAUUUAAAACAUUUAAUUCUGUAACAACUUACUUGGGUCAAUUAUAAAUAAAUAAUUGUUUAAUUUUAUAUUUGUAUUAGGCGAAAUCAAAGCAUUAGCUGGAUGUGAUUUGUUAACAAUCAGUCCAAAGUUGCUUGAGGAAUUAGAAUCAACUAAUGAGCCACUCACCCAAUAUUUGACUGUGAAGAAUGGUAAAAAUUUAUUUGAAUUCAACUUUUUAUCAUUAUUGUAGAAAUAUAAUUCAAUUUUAAUUUUAGGAAAAGCAUCGGAUUUGGAAAAAAUUGAAAUCAGCGAAGCCAAAUUUCGUUGGGAAAUGAACGAAGAUAAAAUGGCUAAUGACAAGUUAUCUGAAGGUAUAAGAAAUUUUGCAGCUGAUUCUCGUAAACUUGAGAACAUUCUUACAGAGAUGUUGAAAGAAAUAAAUUAAAUAUGAGUAUACAUCGGUUCGCAUCAUUUUUAUGUUAUUGGGAUCAAAAUAUUUUUAAAAAAAAUGUGAUAAUGAUUUAUACCUUUACAGUUUAUGAAACAGAUUUGUAUACUAACAUUUUUAUUUUGUUAAACUAUUGAAUAUUAUAUUAUUUUAUUAUGAUAAUAUUGUUAUGUAAUGAUCCAUUAUAGUUUGUUUACAAAUAAUAGUUUAUCAAAAAUAUUUAUGAUAAAAAUAAAACAAAGAUAUUGGUUUGAUGAAUGAUCAAAAUUAAUAAUAUAUUAUUUUUCUUCAUUAAAACCUGAAUUAUUAUGAGUUCAUAAAUUUGUUCUAUAUGAUAAAUUAUUAAAGCAGAUGAUAAUGCAUAUUAUUUGUAAUACAUAAUUUUUAUAAAAUAUGCACGGAUUAGUUAUUUCUAAGUGUAAUCAUUAGGUUUUUAUUUUUUUCAAUUACACGCCUAAUACUCUAUAGAA
Cinara cedri is the source of this 6734-nucleotide messenger RNA. Lineage: Eukaryota; Metazoa; Arthropoda; Insecta; Hemiptera; Aphididae. The record is from the annotation of a GenBank genome assembly.